AGAGGCAGCUGGCGGCCACAGCACGGUACCACAAAGGGCCCUCAUAAUCCCGUUAGUGUCUCCGGUUCGUGUCCACUAAUGACGGAGAGUCCGGACAGUAACGUCCAGCAGCGGACACACAGCGGCGGUACCGGGCCGACGGUGGUGAAGGUGGAGUCAUGUGUGUCAGAUGUGCCUGUCCUCAACCCUACACAUAACCCUGAGCUUCACUUCCUCCGGUCACGAGUUCGAGAGCUGGAAAGAGAAAAGGCUGAGCUGUCAGCAGAGAACCAGAGGCUGAAGAACAUGCUCGUCCACGAAAUCCCUGGGCUCCUGUCCACAAUGUGGCAAACGCUGGGCCAGGCCAAUGGUCAGAACUCCAUGUCCACAGCAACAGGCAGGAACAACAGUUACGCUCCAUACUCUCAUCACCAACCCCCAACUACCAAUCAGGAUGGAGACUUCAGCCCACAGGUCUACGUCCAACAGCUCCAGGAUGAACUGAGUGGAGACAUGUCAGAGUCCUGGGGCCCGCUGGGCUCUGACCAGGACGAGAUGUCAGGAGGAGCAGACCUGGGUCUGGGGAGCCAUAUGGCCGAGGAAGCGCCGCUCUGUAGUCAAACUGACAUGGAGGAGCUGAGGAGGAGCUGCUCUGAGAGCCAGUGCACUAGCGGACAUGCUAAUGGACAGGUGAGUCAGGUGGAGGUGUAUCCUGGCUCCGGUGUUCUCUGUGAUGUCCGCUCAUGGCAGGCGGCCAAUCAGGCCCAGUCUCCAACAGCAAUGGCACGAACGCUGUUGAUGGGUGUGUUUGAUAUGAACACUCUGAUGAACAGUAACCUGCGAGGAGGACGGAGUCGUCGGCCAGCCUUCCACCCACAACGCAGCGCACUCGACCCACACAAGAUCAACGCCAUCUUCAACGCCAUCUUGGCUCGGUUUCCUCUUGCAAAGAGAGGAGUCAUCGGUUCUGGCAUCAACUCUAAACUGUCUGAGAUUCGUUUCCGCUCUCGCCGAGCCAACCGGGAUCCAAGGUUUCUCUGACCACCCUAUUGCUGACUCCGCCCACCUGCAGACAUAAACAUCUAAUAUGAAUGCCAAGGUCUUCCUCUGCUGGACCAUGAGAAGCUUUCUGAUUGACUGACAGUUUGAACCUGAGCCUCAGGUUGGGUGAUUCAGCAUCCGUUAUCAUAGCGGUCUGUUGUGGAGCUUUGUGUUGUCAUAACUACCAGGUAAUCGACUUUAAAACUAAGACACACAGUGUGUCUGUGAAGAGACACAAAACUACCUCAUUAAGACUCAGAAACACACUAAGACUUGAAAAACGACUGAAAUGAUACAAAGAUCCCACAAGGAGUCACUGACAAUACUUAGUAAAAAGAUCCAUAACAUUACGAGAGACUUAAAAUGACCAUGAAGGAAGCUGAUAAGCAUGAAAACAUAACAGAAAGACUGAAGAGAGGAUGGCAAAAACAGUUAAAACAAUCACAAACCGACUUACAAAAAGACAAAAAGAGACAAAGACAUGUUCAUAAAAAUACACUCAACCCCCACUUUUUAUAGUAGAACAACCACAUAGAGACUAUAAAGAACUUCCUACUAUAAUUUUCACCAGUUACAGAGGAAAGCAAACUAACCACAAGGACUGAACAAAAAUGGUGGUUUCCAAAUGCAAAUACAGCACACUUAAGUCCAGUUCAGACCAAAGAUCUGUGAUGAAACAACUUGUGGUGGGCCGCUCUGCAACAUUUUUAAAGCUGACCAGUUCACAUCGCUGCAAAUAGAAUUAAAAUCUUCAAUUUUCCUUGGGAUUAAUAAAGUAUCUUAUAUCUGUCAGUCUGUUCGUCCAGCCAUCAGUCCAUUGAGGAGACAAUGCAUUACUUUCACAGAAGGGACUGUCAAAGUCACUCAAUUUAAAGUGAUUUAUUUCUUAAGUUACUGCUCAGUAAAUCUGUCUCAGUAAAGUACUGCACAUUCACUGUUUUUCGUGUGUCUUUGUUGCCAUGAUAAUGUAUAAAAUUUAGAUCAAAUACAGGUGCAUGAGAGUGAUUUAUCACAAAAAUCCACCAGGUGAUUACCAUUGUAGGGUGAUCAACGCUUUGUAUGGGAGGUUUCUCAGCUGAAUGUGAAACAUAUCCCAUGCAGUGGAUAAAUGAAACGGUCUAUCUGGCAUGUCUUGCAAUGCUCUAAAACCAGCUGUCUGUGACUUACCAAGCUGGAUCGUAAGUGGCAUCAUCAGACGGUGUGAUUCAUGCUGCAGCAGCUCAAUCCAGACAUCUGUGAUUGCCACUAGUGUCAUUCUAAAACUGUCUAGUCAUGUCACUCUUUGGUCUGAACUGGGCUUUAAGAAAGGACUACAAAGACACAACUGCAAAAAAAGAACUGGAACAUAAGUAGAUGUCCAAGCAGGAACCACAGCAAACUCAGAAAAGACGACCACAAUUAGUUAGAAUUAUAAAAUAUAACUUCUGUUACAAAGCAGCGAUGAAAAAGACAAAACCACAAACACUGAACCAUAAAGAACAUGACAUAUCACCUCACUUCAAACCUGACCUUUAAAAUGACUAAACAUGACCGAAAAGAGACAGCCAACUGCAAAGACGCGACAUCAAGACGCAUUUUUGUUUCUCACUCAGUACGUUUACAUGCACAGUGAAGCUACAGUUACAGCUCGAUUGAACUACUAUGUACAACCUAGCACAGAAGCACUGGAGGACAGUGGAUUUAUAAGCAUGUCCACCUCUGCUACAGUAGAUUUGGUUUAUGCCCUCUUUGGACAAGUCAGUUUGGACCAUCUUCCUGGUGGCCUUGCUAACAAGUUAGCCGAUGAUAAACUGGUUGUUUAACAGUGAAUAUGGGCUAAAUUUACAGAUCUGCACUCUUCAUAUAUAAACUAAACUUUGCUUUUGAUGUCAAUGAAAUGCACGCGGAACCUCGUGAUUAUACAGACAUCUCAAGACAUUCAAAACUGCAACCUCUGCUUUGCUGCGCUUUGACUCCUUGCUUCUGUAUGAGACCGAUGUCUGCUUAUCCAUAAAUAUAUGGAUGAUGCAUCCUAGUGUCUGACACAAGGAAGUGCACGUUUUCACAGAUGGGAAACUGAUGGAAACUUCAUGAAGCCACGGGGGGAGGAACAUGUUUGAGAAUUACAGAGACAAAAACAUUGCAUGUUAAGAAAUAAGUGAAGUAGUUGGCCUGCCACUGACGUAGUAUGUUUGGUAAAAUAUUAAAUAAUAAAGGUCAUAGGAACAGCUGAAUGAGCUCAGCUAAGCUAACUCAUUUAACUAUUCAAAUGUUUGGUUGGAAGGUUAAAAACAAACCUGUUUUGAUCUAAUCAUGCCAUGCUAAUCCACUUAAAUGUAAAAAUAUAUUUCAAACUGCAAAGGCAAUUUGACAGCACUCCAUAUUGACUGAUAAAUUGUGCUGUAUCACACAUCAAACUGAUUAAUCUGGCUGUAUUUCACAUCAAGUUGAGAAAAACACAACUGUUAGCAGAGGUGGGAAAAGUACAAGACUGAUUUUCUAAAGUAAAAGCACAGUCACUUCGGUUAAAGGUCACAUAUUAUGCAAAAUACACUUUUUUAGACUUUUCCAACAAAAAUAUGUGCCCCUGGCCUCUCCUCAAUCCCCCAAAACACAGAAAAAUUACUCAGUAAUUGAUGCUUUUGAAAUUUAAAGAAGUAAUGCAAUUCCCCUCACACAUAUAUAAGUAAAAGUAAAAUUACUGAAUUUAAAAUGCAACCAAAAAAGUAAAAGUUCACAAAAAGGCUACUAAAUUACAGUAAUUUAAGUAGAUCCAGUUGGGUCCUUCCAACCCUGACUGUAGAACCAUAUUUGAAUAACAUGACCCAGAAUCACAAUCUGGUGGAAUCAGAUCAAAAACUUUUUUUUGAGUCAUACAGCAUUAUAAACUGAAUCAAAGAAAAAGUCCUGUUUGCUAGUAAGCAGCUUGUUUUUUAAGAUAUGUUAGCACACUGUCAUACCGUCUUUCUGAAAUCCAUCAAAAAGUUUUUAUUUAUUUUAUUUUAACAAACUCAUAGCCUAUUUUGUAUCAAAAUAUCAUAGUAAAAAGGGGAGAAGUUUCGCAGGCAUGUCAGAUAUCACAGUGAUUCCCAUAGGAAUUAAAGGACUUCUGGUUGACUUGGAGCAUGCUCAGAGUCCAGUUUGGGUCCAGUUCAGGUGAAAACAUGCAACAAUAAACUGACCUCCAACUACAUUAUCGAGGUGUAUCAGUCCAAGUCUGAGUUAUUUGCUGCAGUGUGAUUUCAGACUAACAAGUCUGCAUUAGGGCUGUCAGUCUUAAUCGCAGUAAAGUGUCCCUUUAAGCACACUUUAGUUCCUCCAUGUCAGAGUCUCCCUGCAGCCACAGUGAAGCAAAACUAGUCCACCACUGCUCCUUAAUGUCUCAUUUCACCUUUAAACUCACAGACAGCUCAGUGAACAAGUCAAAUGUCAUCUGCACAUUGUUAUCAAACAUUUGUCUUUUUACAGGUCCUGUAUUUCCUUUUCAAUCCAUAACAAGAUCCUUUUUCCAUGGGUUAAGUUUAUGUCAUAAUCUUCAAUAUACGUAUAAUAGCAGAUCUGUAUCCAAACAAGAAGUGAGUAACUCCCAGUUUAAAGGCCUUACACAUGAAAGACAAUGCAAAAAAUGAGAAGGGUCAGAUACUCCAGGAGUAGCAGCAGCACUUGAAGGGCACAUGGUUCACUUUCCCAGACCUGAUCCAGUUCCACACAUGCUGGCUCACAGUCACUGUUGUGGUAUUAGGCUUAAAAAGUGAGGUUUCUCCCUCUCUCUGCUCCAGUCUGUGAGUUUGGCACUUUUAAGCACAUCCAGGAGGUCUGAGCCGUCCGGUUUCACUGUUUUAUCCAUUUAGCCAAGCUUGCUGGGAGGAAUGGCCAACUUUUUCAUUCAUUCUAUGUUAAAUAUUAUUCCUAAUAAUAUUAAAGGAACUCUAGAGGUUUUAUAUGAGAGGAGUUAACUCCCCUCACAACGAACCAAUUAGCGCACCUGUUUGUGCUACAGACAGGUAGAGGAGUAACUCUUGAUCUGAUUGAUCUGAAGUGUUUGUUAGCCGUAUGUCAGAGGUGAGAGGAGACUGUGGCGUUAAAUAUUUCAUUGGACUAAAGUACUGUAAGUUUGGAAACAGCUCCAGCUGUGAUCAUAGUGCAUUUACAUUCACACGGAGAGGUGAGGCUGCCUGUCUCCCUCUCUUACCAGGCUACGUAAGGCUAAAACCACAAACACUGUCUACAGACAAAUGUGAAAAGAAGACAAACAUCAUGUGAUGUUGGAGAGGAAGACAUUUAUACUUCUCUGUCCUCAAAGCUUAAAACAAGUGUUUUGAUUGGCCAGAUGUGUAAGUUGGGAGGGAAACUUUGCAAUUUCACUCUGAAAAAUUACACAGCUGCUGUGAAAGCUUGCAUUGUACAGAAGAGGAUUAGAGCCACUGGAAAAACAUUUGAGGCCUUUUUUUUUUACUUGUGAGAAAAAAAGUCAGAUUUCUUAGUUUAAAGUCAGAAUUCUGACUCUUUUCUCACAUGUAAAAAAAAAAUUGUCUAAUUUUUCCUUUUUUUCAGUGCCCCUUCCAUAGCAAUUACCUACUAUAUGCUCGAUUAAAAAAAAUUGUGUGAAUUAUUUGCAUGAAAAAAAGAGCUGUUGGUGUGCAAGGACCUUUAGACAAUAGAAAAAUCCCCCAGACCGUUUUGAAUUCCGUGUUGUGAAAUUUGAAAAUGGGAUAAACUGAAGAAAUUCUGAGUUAAUCGAAUUUAAAGUUGUCUUUUGACAGCUCUAGGUUUACAUGUGCUAAAGGUCCAGUUUUAUGAGAACCAGCUCAAUAAACAGACUUUAUUCUAAGUGCAUGUAAACGUACUGAUUGUGAGCCUGCCACUCACAUUGAGGACUUUUUCUGUUUACUUUGUACAUCAUGAGCUGCUGACGUGAAGACAUCACAUGAACUGGCUCCUCUUUUUUGUAAUGUUGGUUGUGUAAAUUAUUGCAUCAUCAGCAUAAAUUAAACCAUGUUCA
Messenger RNA from Cheilinus undulatus (humphead wrasse), 6001 nucleotides. RefSeq lists its product as uncharacterized. The record is from RefSeq and is a predicted model, not a curated record. Gene Ontology annotation, molecular function: DNA binding. NCBI's taxonomy places the organism in Eukaryota, Metazoa, Chordata, Actinopteri, Labriformes, Labridae. The transcript is spliced from 5 exons. Bases 79 to 1020 code for a protein of 313 amino acids.